Molecule: messenger RNA, 4783 nt
Organism: Otolemur garnettii (small-eared galago)
Lineage: Eukaryota; Metazoa; Chordata; Mammalia; Primates; Galagidae
Gene: NAA30
Product: N(alpha)-acetyltransferase 30, NatC catalytic subunit
Exons: 5
Coding region: 410-1486 (358 amino acids)
Biological process (GO): N-terminal peptidyl-methionine acetylation
Cellular component (GO): NatC complex
Molecular function (GO): protein-N-terminal amino-acid acetyltransferase activity
Source: RefSeq, a predicted model, not a curated record
UCUCCCGGCCCAGGCCCGCGCGGCACGCUCCGCGGGUUGCAGACCCCCAGAGCCGAGAGCUGGGGUUGGGAGCCGGCGACUCCAAAGCCCUCGGUAACUUCCCGGCCUUGUAACCCCACCCCGUAGCACACGGCCUCCCCUGAAGCUGGAGAGAGACACCUUGGUCCCCGCCCCUCAACAGGUCACCUCUCUCCACGCCCCUUUGCCUUGGCCCCGGCAGCCGGCAGGCAGGGAAGUGUCGUAAACUAGGCCCAGGAAACUUUACCCGGGGUAACAGCCGAGGCGCUUUACGGCGACGGCGCUGAGUGUGAGCCUCGGUGGCGGCGGACGCGGCCGCUUCGGCGAAGGAGGCGGCGGCGGUGGCUGAGGAAGAGGAGUGGCGGCAGCGGCGGCGGGGACCCGUGCGGGGAUGGCGGAGGUACCGCCUGGGCCUAGCAGCCUCCUCCCACCACCAGCACCUCCGGCCCCGGCGGCGGCUGAGCCCCGCUGCCCCUUCCCGGUGGGGGCCGCCCUCGCCUGCUGCAGCGAGGACGAGGAGGACGACGAGGAACACGAAGGCGGCGGCGGCAGGAGCCCCGCGGGCGGCCUGGAGACAGCGGCCAGGAAGCACGCGUGCCUCCACUGCCCUCAGCCGUCGCAGGAGCAGCAGCAGCUGAACGGACUGAUUAGCCCCGAACUGCGGCACCUCCGGGCGGCCGCCUCCCUCAAGAGCAAGGUCCUGGGUGCAGCCGAGGCGGCCACGGCCACCUCUGAUGGGGGCUCUAGAGCGACUGCAACAAAAGGAACCGGGGUACACUCGGGCGAGAGGCUCUCCCAUUCCCUCCCCAAUAAUGCCAGAACUGCGGUCCCCAGCCCGGCAGAGGCGGCGGCGGCGGCGAGCGACCCCGCGGCGGCCCGCAAUGGACUCACCGAGGGCACCGAGCAGGAGGAGGAGGAAGACGAGCAGGUGCGGCUGCUGUCUUCGUCCCUGACUGCCGGCUGCAGUUUGAGAAGCCUCUCGGGCAGGGAGGCUGAGCCUGGGGAGGAUCGGACGAUACGAUAUGUCCGAUAUGAAUCUGAGCUACAAAUGCCGGAUAUCAUGAGACUGAUCACCAAAGAUCUGUCAGAACCCUACUCCAUUUAUACCUAUAGAUAUUUUAUCCACAACUGGCCACAGCUGUGCUUCUUGGCCAUGGUAGGGGAGGAGUGUGUAGGUGCCAUCGUUUGCAAGUUGGAUAUGCACAAAAAGAUGUUCCGCAGAGGUUAUAUAGCCAUGUUAGCCGUGGAUUCCAAGUACAGGAGAAAUGGCAUUGGUACUAACUUGGUUAAGAAAGCUAUAUAUGCCAUGGUGGAAGGAGACUGUGAUGAGGUUGUUUUGGAAACAGAAAUAACGAAUAAGUCUGCUUUGAAACUUUAUGAAAAUCUUGGUUUUGUUCGAGAUAAGAGGCUGUUCAGAUACUAUUUAAAUGGAGUUGAUGCACUGCGACUUAAACUUUGGCUGCGUUGAGAAACUGACAUCGAGGAACAACUUCAGCCACACAGAACCGACCUUUGCAUGCAAUGCAAUUUGUACAGAAUUGCUUUGCAGGGGGAUUUAGUAAUUUUCAUGCAGCUCUUAUCUGUCAGUGUCUCAUUGAGUGUCGCACAAUAUUUGUUGCACUUUGGCAUGGCACAUUUGUUCUGAAUUAAAAGAGAUUGUUUUAAACUUCAAGAGUUCUUUUGGUACCAACAAGAUGUGCCACUUGAUAGCCAAGAUUUGUUUGUUCGUUUGCAAAGUCUGCUGACAAUGUUAUUUACACAGUGGUCAUUUUAUCACAGAACCAGUAAGUGGAACGUGACUUUUUGUUCCUUAAAAAAAAGCCAAUGUGGAUUGUAAAAGUCAUCACGUAUACUAACAUUUCACACAAAACCUGCCCUAGUUUUCUGAAGGGAGUGAGUGAAAAGCUUAAAUUUUAGGUUUUUUCCCCCAAUAUUAAAUUUUACAUUCUUGAAUAUUAGUAUCUCAGUGAUUAGUGAAUGAAAAAAAUGUAGGGUGGGUUAUGUCUUACAAUGAGUAAAGAGAACAGAUUGUGUCUCCAGUGCCUGUGUAGAUAAGCAUAUUUGUCUUCAUCUCUAGUUUUUGAAUGCAUGCUGUUUUUUCUUUAAUGCCUUUGCAAGCAAACUUUUGUUUUUAUUUAAAUUCUAAAUUUGAUAAUAAAUUAUUUCAGAUUUUUAUAAUUUGGAUACUUUUUCCAGGUAAGUGACAGAAUGGUUUACUUUAGAAGUCUCCUCUUUCCUUACAGUAAGAAGUUGAAUCUACUUGGAAAAAAUUGUGAAGUAGCUCAAAAGAGAUGCAAAAAGUUGAUGGAGCCAGGAAUUGCUGGGUUUUGGAUGCACUUUUUUUUUGAGAGUGAGGGAAUUUUUGGAAAAGAAUAGAAAGUUAAUGUAAAUCGAUCUGAUUUUUAUUUAAUCAAAAUUAUUGCUAAGCUGUGAAGAACAGCUUUUACAAAGUAGCUGGAAUUUGUUUAUCCCCUUUGAUCUGGAUUCACAUUGCUUCCAUUUCUUAAAAUGCUUCACUUUUGGUUGUUGGUCUUAGAAAUAAAUUUCAGGGUGUAUUGUAUCCAUUUAAGCUGCUUUUAUUUUGUUUUCUCUUGUAUAAGGAAACUCUAGGGGAGCUUUGCUUUGUUCCUCCAGAAAAACAAAAGGGGGAAAUGAAUCUCUUUUUUUGGUAUGAGUUCUAUGGGUUUUCUUAAUAGCCACCAUGUUUAUUAGUUACAUUGUGUUUUGGCCAGUUAGUAUAAUGUAACAAAUUUUAAAGUUAAUUGCUCUCAGUUGAGUCAGUAAACCUGUGUUGGAUAAUUUAUUUAACUGGAAAACCUAGGUACCCAUAAGAAAAAAGAUUCAUUCUCUGUGAAAAAUGUUGUUGGCAUCUCUGUUGUUGUGUUCAUUGAAUAUGCUUUACUUCUGCUCUAGGAUUUGGUUUGAAUUUUAUUUUAUGGCUCUAAUUACUGUAUUUAAAAAAAAAUACCCUACCUCCGUUCACAGUUGGUAAAGGCCCCCUUUCAGGAGAGUUUAUUGUUUCUUUUUUUUCUUUUUUUUUUUUUUUUUAAAGGAAAGCUGCUCCUUGCUCAGAAUAGUGUUUUGAAAGUGAACGUGAUUACAAGUACUUUUAAAAUAAAGAUGCACAAUUUAUAUUUGAAAAUACUUCCUGCUGAUGGGAUCAUUCAUAGUUCUUUAUUCUUAAAGAAAACUAUUUCUUUCCAUUGUAUGUUGCUCUUGAGAGUUUAAUGGGCAGAAUACUGGUUAUGUUAAAAAUAAAAUGACCAAACAGUACUCAGCUUUUCAGCUGAUCAUUUUGUUUUUGGUCAAACUUCAUUUGGGUUCUAGCAUUUAGAAGACCAAUCAUAGUGAUGUUUCUGUUCUUCUAAUAUGAAGGAAAAACUGAACUAAAACAUUUAUUUCAUCAAAUUUUAUUUCACCCCUUUAUAUUUAACUUACUGGUUCAUAGGUAAUGGUUUAUGAACAUACAUAUGUGUGUGUGUGUGUAUAUAUAUUCUCUUGACUCACUAAUGGGGACAGUUGAAAAGUAGAUAUAAGUGAGGUUAUUAGUUCAGCCAUUUUCAUGUUUUUGUUAGGUUGUCAACAAAACCAUCACUACUGAUCUUUUCCCCUGUAAUUGCUGAAUUGACCUAACUGAUUGGGCGUUUGUGACCUUAACUGAUGUGACUAAAAAGUCAAUUAGUUACCAUGUUGUUUUACUAAGUGUGUAUUUACUAUCAGUGUAGACUGUAUGUUUUUAACUGGGUAUCCAAAAAUUACAUCUACUUUAAGUAGAUUAAAAUGUUUAAUCUCUAGCAUGAGAUAAUAUCACAGGUAGAAGUCUCCAAGUUGUAGUAUCAAACUUUAAUUUACUUUUUCAUAUUAGGUUUUUAUUUUUCAUACAAGUUUAAAACCAUCCCAUUUGUAAUUGAUAGAGUGGGUUCACUUGGCUAAAACUGAGCAAAAUUGGUGCAACUUUCUUUUAAUGGGGUGCUGCCUCUUUAAGACUGACUGUACUAUUCACUGACACUGGUUUGGCAGUUGGUACUGCUGAACAUUUUAUACAUGCUAGCAUGAAGCUAUAUAUGUUAGUAUUGAAGAAGCUAACGGGUAUACUACCAUUUUUGAUGUGCUGAUUAUAAUUUCCCUAACAUUGGGAUGCCACUACUUUAGAAUAAAGUCCACAGAUCUGAAACCAGGCAGUAGUUUUUGAAGUUGAAACCAGCAAAAUAAGAAAAGCAGAAAUAAUUACUAUUCAAAAAUUGGUUUUACUAUUUCCUGCCUCUCUUCCCUAAAUUGCCCUCCCCACUUGCUCGACAAAUCUGUGUAAAGGAGUUUGUUUGUCACAUGUUUUAACCUUACCCUGCCCUGUGUUAUGGUAUUGGCUGACAUGUAUAGGACUGGAUGUGUAUAUUUAUUAUGGUGUCUAAAAAUCAUGAAGUUCAUCACUUUCCAGGAGCAUAGAUAAGUCAACUUGGUAGUGCAUCAGAGUUACUGUUCAGUGCACCGUGACAUCACUAAAAUGAGUGCUAUAAUGUUGCAGGGCUUUCAGGUUUGUAAAGACAUAACUAUAAAUUAUAUUGACGUCAGAUAUGAGUUGAGUAUCUAUAAAAUAUCACGUGUAUCUCAAAAAUAUUGGACUGCUAUUUGAUGACUGGAUAUUGCUGCAUAAUUUUCUUCUAUUGUCCCAUAUCAUUUUGAAGAGAAAGAUUUAAUGGGAUUUGAAAUGUGCAAGUUGUCUAAGAUGCAGUCAAAUAAAGUAUGGUUAAGUUGUGUUUGCAUUUUU